This is a messenger RNA of Daldinia caldariorum, 2311 nucleotides long. RefSeq names its product PAP2 superfamily-domain-containing protein. The record is from RefSeq and is a predicted model, not a curated record. Gene Ontology annotation, molecular function: sphingosine-1-phosphate phosphatase activity. NCBI's taxonomy places the organism in Eukaryota, Fungi, Ascomycota, Sordariomycetes, Xylariales, Hypoxylaceae. Gene Ontology annotation, cellular component: endoplasmic reticulum membrane. Bases 221 to 1993 code for a protein of 590 amino acids. The transcript has 4 exons.
AAAAAAAAAAAAAAAAAAAAAAAUCCGCAGUUGUAAAACUCGGCCCUUUAAAAAAGAUCGGAUCGAUUUCGAUGCGCGACAGUCGACACCGCCCGCGACCCUCGAACCCAAGAAUUGAUCCGACCCCGACCCCGACCCCGACCGGGACCGGAACGCCCCCCGUUGCCUCUCUCGAGUUUGUGCUAGCGACCAGAUCUAGGAGGACAGAUCCUAGAAUCCGAUGAAUAUAACCAAUAGUGUCCACGCCAAUGGCGGCGCGGGUCCCAUAAAGAAGGAUAUAGAGGUAACCGAAGAGAAACCUCCCGUGAUCGACGCCGGGUUGCGAAAUUUGGAUCAUUAUAAGCGCGCUCUUCCAAAAUGGCGGUACGAGUUGCGACAGCGAGCUCUCCCUCUCGUCAGGUGGGAGACGCCUUAUCUUGCUUGGCUACAGGCCACCUUGCGCUCUCCUGCGCUCGACAGCUACUUCGCCAUUACCGCCAACCUCGGCACUCAUACCUUUUUCAUGAUCGGUCUACCUAUAAUGUUCUGGUGCGGGAAUGCGUCUUUUGGGAAAGGAAUCGUACAUAUUCUCGCGACAGGCGUCUUCUUUACCGGCUUCGUUAAAGAUUUCUUCUCACUACCCCGACCACUCUCUCCACCACUCCAUCGUAUCACCAUGUCUGGUUCCGCAGCGCUCGAAUACGGCUUCCCCUCGACCCAUUCCGCCAACGCCGUUUCCGUCGCCGUCUACGCCAUCCUGUGCCUCCACGAUCCCGAUAACCCUUUCCAACCCGCCACUCGCUCUACCCUCGAGGCGCUCGCCUACUUCUACGCGAUUAGCAUCGUCUUCGGCCGCCUCUACUGCGGCAUGCACGGCUUCGUCGACGUCAUCAUCGGCUCCCUCAUGGGCGCCAUCAUCUCCCUCGUCGAGUUCUACGGCGGCCCCGCCCUCGAUCUUUACCUCGGGCAGAGCUGGGUCAGCCUGUGCGGCCUCUUGCUCAUCAUCAUCAUCUUGAUUCGCGUGCACCCCGAGCCCGCGGACGAUUGCCCGUGCUUCGAUGACAGCGUGGCCUUCGCGGGCGUGAUGAUGGGGCUGGAGAUCGGGACGUGGCGUUUCGGGAGGUCGUCAUGGGCCGAUAUUCCGUUCGACGCGGCGGCGCUGGGUUGGGCCGCCGUCGGGCUGCGCAUCGUAUUCGGGGUUCUGGUCAUCUUCGCGUGGCGCGAGGUGGCCAAGCCGUCGCUGCUCAAGGGCCUGCCGCAUCUCUUCCGGCUCAUCGAGGUCUGGGGCCUCAGCCUGCCCCGCCGCUUCUUCAUGCCGGCCUCCGAGUACAAGAACAUUCCCUUGCGCCUGCGCGUCGACAACGUCAUGCCCAACGUCAGCGACCUGCCGAACCUGCUCACGGCCGUGCGGCACCCCGGCCGCGGCCGCUCCGUCAGCGUAGGCCCCCAGAGCGCCGCCGACGCGUACGAGACCCUGGCGUAUCGCGAGCGCAGGCGCAGGGAGAGCGUUAGCGUGGGUGCUGGUAAUAACGCCAAUGCCAACAACAGUAACCUUGCUGCUCCUGGUAGCGCCGCGCUGCGUAAUAGAGCUAGCGUGCAGGAUAUCAAAGAGCAGCAGCAGCAGCAGCAGCAGAAAGAGAAUGACAAUGCGCGGAGCUCGGCAGUUAGUAAUAGUAACGGGGCGCAACAAUACAACCAACAACAACAACAACACAAUCAACGCAACCAUCAUCAUUAUACGCCGAGCGACUUCGAGGAAUUAAUGGGACAAGGCACGGUGGUUGUCUCGCCGGCCGAGACGGGCGGGGAGCCGGAUUUGAUCGUGGGCCAGCAUGAUGAGUUGGGUGAGAAGGAGGUCUUUUCCAAGUUGGUGAAGCCGCGGGUGCGGUAUGAUGUCGAGGUUGUUACGAAGUUGGUUGUGUAUUGUGGAAUCGGCUGGCUGGCCGUCGAGUUUAUACCCGUACUAUACGAGAUUAUUCCCGGCUUAGGUGCCGGCCACCUUCGAGUGGCGUAGCCAGUCCUCUCGCGCAGUCGAGGACUUAAAUAAAAAAGCAAGACAAGGAAUUACGACGGCAGCUUCGUACUUGUCGUACCUGAUUUAAGUACGUGUGACGCUUGCGAUGAGAACAUUGUUACGAUACAUAGGUACAUUAGGGACAUAUAUGUCUACGAUGCCGGUUAGUUGCGCUAUACUCGCAUGUCCGGGCCUUGUGAUGAUAGGUACCUAGGUACCUAUGGAAAUAAAUUCCCGUUCUUCACUUUUUCUUUUUCUAACCUUCUUGUAUAUAAUCACUUGUAGCAUUUAUUAAUAUAACUUGUAUAAUUUCCUUUA